Molecule: messenger RNA, 697 nt
Organism: Porites lobata
Lineage: Eukaryota; Metazoa; Cnidaria; Anthozoa; Scleractinia; Poritidae
Source: the annotation of a GenBank genome assembly
AUGCGUACGGAUAAGCUCAAACUUAAUGAUGACAAAACUGAGUUCAUGUUGACUGGUACAAAACAACAACUUUCUAAAGUAAAUAUUGAUUGCCUUACCGUAGGAAGCAUUGACGUUGCUCUUAUCACUGUGGCAAGAAAUUUAGGGACAUGGUUCGAUUCUAACUUGAAUCGUAUCCGAAAAUAUCUGUCCCAGGAGUCUGCACGAACUUUGGUCCAUGCUUUUAUAAUUGGUCGUAUAGAUUACUGCAACAGCCUUCUAUUUGGUUUACCCUCUGUUCAUCUACUUAAACUGCAACGCUUGCAGAAUGCAGCUGCUCGGCUUAUAUCUAAUCUCCCUCGCUACAGUCACAUAACACCAGUACUAUGUUCGUUACAUUGGCUUCCUGUCAAAUUUCGUAUUGAUUUUAAAAUACUUCUUUUUACUUUUAAAGCUAUCUACGGUCAUGCACCUGGUUACUUGAUCGAUUUGAUUGCUAUUAAAGAACAGCCGCGCUAUAAUCUCCGUUCAGCUAGCGGGUCUUAUCUUAAAGUAUCCUAGUUUAAAACUGAAAAAGACUUUAGGGGAUCGUGCUUUUUCAUCUGCUGCCCCUAAUACAUGGAACAAUCUGCCCCUUCACAUCCGUCUUGAGGACAAUUUUGAAUGUUUUAAAUCUUUACUUAAGACGCAUCUUUUUAGGCUAGCUUUUGAUAUGUAA